Messenger RNA from Prunus armeniaca (apricot), 516 nucleotides. The record is from the annotation of a GenBank genome assembly. NCBI's taxonomy places the organism in Eukaryota, Viridiplantae, Streptophyta, Magnoliopsida, Rosales, Rosaceae.
AUGAAGGGGAUUCGCAGGGGUACUACUGAAGCUUCAUCAUCACGACCUAAUAGACAACGUCCCACGGCCUCAGCGAGGAGACAGAGAGCGGCUCCCCAAGAUCACAUUGAGGAUACUACAGAGGUUGAAGAUGUAGUUCCUACUGAUUAUAGUAAUGUUGACGCAGAGGUUGAAGAUGUAGCUACUGCUCAGGAUAGUAAUGUUGAGGUACAUGCCGAGCCUACUGAGCCAUCUCGAGUAGGUCCCAUUGAUCCAUCUUUACUUACGAGUUUUAAAACUCACAUAGCAGCUACAAUUUGGAAUAACCAGGAACGUGAGCCCCUUAGGUGCAUGUCGAAAACAUCUACCCUUCAUUGUGGUGUCUACAUUGUUGAGAGGUGGCAUCCCGAAACGAACACCUUUCACAUGCCUUUUGGUGAGAUGACCAUCACAUUGGAUGAUGUGUCAUCUAUUUUAGGCAUUCCUGUGUCUGGUGCAGCGGUUGCUCCUUUGGAGAUGAUGACGACACAAAUUUGA